GCUGGCAGUGAUGGGGAAAGCAUUGGGAACUGCCCGUUCUCUCAGCGCCUCUUCAUGAUCCUGUGGCUCAAAGGUGUCAUUUUUAAUGUCACAACCGUGGAUCUGAAAAGAAAACCUGCAGACCUGCAGAACCUGGCCCCAGGCACCAACCCCCCGUUCAUGACCUUUGAUGGGGAGGUGAAGACUGACGUGAACAAGAUCGAGGAGUUCCUGGAGGAGAAGCUGGCGCCGCCCCGGUACCCCAAACUUGCACCGAAGCACCCCGAGUCGAACUCUGCAGGAAAUGAUGUCUUUGCAAAAUUCUCUGCAUUUAUAAAGAACCCGAGAAAAGAUGCAAAUGAAAAUUUGGAAAAAUCUUUGCUUAAAGCCCUGAAGAAGCUGGACAACUAUUUAAAUAGCCCCCUGCCAGAUGAAAUCGAUGCGUACAGCAGGGAGGAGAUCGCUGCUUCCAGCCGGAAAUUCCUGGAUGGGGAUGAGCUCACUUUAGCUGAUUGCAACCUCCUGCCAAAGCUCCACAUCAUCAAGGUCGUUGCAAAAAAAUACCGAAAUUUUCACUUCCCACCUGAAAUGACAGGGAUUUCCAGAUACUUGAAAAAUGCAUAUGCAAGAGAUGAAUUCACAAACACGUGCCCUGCUGACCAGGAGAUCGAAUAUGCUUACUUGGAUGUGGCAAAGAGAAUGAAGUAACCUGAAGAUGCCUCUCUUUAUUGCUUCUGUGAUGGACAACAGCCAAGCUGGAAAAGCAAAAACCAGCAGAGAUUCUGCAGUGUGAUUUUAAGUUCUGCUAUUGGCCAAUCCUUUUCUAAUGAUUGUAUUGCAUUAUUUACUCCUUCUUAAAUUAAGUGUGUGUUUGUGUUUGUGUGUCUUGCACGCUGCAAAGUCGGUUGUCCAUUCCAAGGGAAAGGCAUCCAUCAAUGGGAAAGGUUUGCAGAUUUAGGGGAGCAGUGUGGGUCACACGCUUCCAGCAGUACCACAGAACAAAUCACUGCAUUUUGGGGAGAAUGAGGCUGUUUGAACACUCUGAACCUUUCGUUAGUGCUGCUCUGCUCUGUGCCACACAGCUCUUGCCAAGCUUCACCUCGGGCUGGAUGGUUUC
Molecule: messenger RNA, 1096 nt
Organism: Zonotrichia albicollis (white-throated sparrow)
Lineage: Eukaryota; Metazoa; Chordata; Aves; Passeriformes; Passerellidae
Source: RefSeq, a predicted model, not a curated record